This is a messenger RNA of Owenia fusiformis, 2503 nucleotides long. Lineage: Eukaryota; Metazoa; Annelida; Polychaeta; Sabellida; Oweniidae. The record is from the annotation of a GenBank genome assembly.
UUGGAUUGGCCUCGUUUUAAAAUUUAAAGGUCAACUGCUAUGCCCAUAUAUGGAAGUGACGGAAACAAUAACGACAUUUUACAAGGGACGAAUUCACAAAGUAAUCAUCGUAAAUACUUCUUUAUUCUGUUUAAAUCAUGAAAUUUUUAUAAUUUAGUUUAUGGAGUAUUAUAUCUUGAUUAUAAUUAGUUUGAAAAUUGUUGAUUUACGACUUUGAUCAAGAGGCUGCAAGUGAGUCACAAUACAAAAUGGCGUCAAUCAGGAAGUAAAAUUAUUUCUGAAAUUAUUCUCAUAUUCAUAUUUGAACACAUCGCCAUUGCAAUUACUUCAAGAAAGUGAAAGAAUGCCUGCUGAGCAUAUCCGUAAAGUUGCAGUGGUUCAUGACCAUUCACAGACACAGUUUCUGAGGCUAGACCAGAACAAGCCUCUUGCAGCCAUCAUAAGAGAGUUAACAGAUGUAUGGUCCCUUCAGAAUCCUGAGGAUUACUCCCUUCAGUUCACAGAGCCCAACAAGCAAAGCUACAUUAAUGAAAGGAAUCGUACAGAUAUACAAAAUGGGAAUGUACUGAAGUUGACCUUUGCGCCAGGAAAAACAGCGCAACAAAUAUUAGACCACCUGAAUGGCGGUACACAUGAGGAAAAACUGUCUGCCCUUAGGCAACUCACAGAAUUAUCACCAGAUAACACAUUUGCCCAGGAGUUCAUUUCAAAAAAGGGUCUUGUCCUUGUAAUAAAUAUGGUGGAAGGUGGAAAAUAUUCUGGUGAUGAGCUCGCUUACACAUUGAGCUCGUUUGUAUCUCUCAUGGACCAUUCCAUUGUCUCUUGGGACAUCAUUGAAAACAAGUUUAUCAAAAUGGUGUCAUCAUGCAUCAGCUUCAGAGCAAGUACACAGAAUGAUGCUACAACUCUGCAGUCUGCUUUAGAAAUACUGGAGUCCAUUGUUCUACACAGCUCAGACAAAUACAGUACUGUUGAGCAAGAAGUCACACCAGUGAACCUUGUACACCACUUACAGAGCACAAAUCCAGAGAUACAAAAGAGUGCUAUAGCCAUGAUUAAUGCGCUGUUUCUGAAAGGGGACCAAGACAAGAGGAAGAAAAUAGCCAGCAAUCUUCAGUCUAAAUCUUUCAGAAAUGUCAUUCUCAAUAGUGUUAUUCGAGGUAGUACCACUAUAGGUUCUGAUAUGGCCCACCAGCUUUACAAACUCCAGAGCCUUCUCUUCAACCUACUGGAGGAGAAGAUGAACACCCCUAUAGAUGUCAAUGACUCUAAAGCAACUCAGGCAAUUGUGGAUCUUCGUAAAAUAGCAUUUGAUACUGAUAUCGACCCUAACAACAGUGUUGCCAGGAAACAAGGUGGUUAUGCCAAAGACUAUGUGAAACUUGGCUUCAAGAAUGAACGUAAUCCCAUUGAGGACUUCACACAGACUCCACCUGGUGGCCUUGCCUUGGACAACAUGAUCUACUUUGCCAGACAGCAUGGGGAAAACUACACUAAGGUAGUUCUGGAGAACUCUUGCAGGGCAGAUGAGCAUGACUGUCCAUUUGCCAGGGCUAGUAUUGAGUUAACAGCAAUGUUAUGUAAAGUCUUGAAAGUCGGCACACCACCAUCUGAAGGGGGUGAAGUCUACUACCCAAUGUUUUUCACCCAUGACCAUCCAUUUGAAGAGUUCUUCUGUAUUUGUAUACAAACUCUCAACAAGACAUGGAAAGAGAUGAGAGCAACUGCUGCAGAUUUCACCAAAGUGCUGAGUGUAGUGAGAGAACAGAUCACAAGGACCUUAGAGAAUACAGAGAGUGCACGCCCAUUAUCAUUUGACCAGUUCAAGCAUAACCUUGCCUCCCUUACAUAUAGUGAGAUCACCAACAUCUGGCAGCGAGAGAGGGAGAGCAAGGAGGAGUGGGAGUCUAAGGCCAGGCCUAUAAAGGAAUUAAAAGAAGAGAUUACACCAGAGAUUGUUGAGCUGAUAAAACAACAAAGAUUAAACUAUGUCAUGGAGGGAACUCGGUUUACUAAAUAUAUACCGAAUAAAAGACAAAAAGGCCAUUGGUAUUGUAGACUAUCUCCAAAUCAAAAGUUCUUACAUUAUGGAGACUGGGGUGAAGAAAAUACCAAACCUCCAAUAGAAAGUCUUCCAAACAAAUUGGCUGUUGUUGACAUUAAGAAUCUACUCACAGGAGAUGAUUGUCCACAUAUGAAAAAAGUGAAAAAGACGGCAUUCAACCAAACUGCCUUCUCCAUCAUCUCGGAUGUCUCUGAGGAGAUUGAACCACUCAACUUCAUCGCACCCUCGGAGAAAGACUACCAAAUGUGGACAGACUGUAUAAACUGUCUUUUAGGGCAGAAGAUGACCAGUGUAUUAUUCCGUCAAGAUCUGGAGACAUUACUCAGCAUGGAGAUAAAAAUCAGACUUUUAGACAUUGAAGGGAUUGAAAUCCCUGAGAAUCCACCUCCAAUUCCAGAGCCACCACCCAACUAUGACUUUGCAUAUAAUUACGAUUGA